UGUGGACGAUAUUGAUUUAUUUCCUGGUGGCAUGUCGGAAAAUACUGUAAGGAACGGGCUUAUAGGGCCUACUUUUGCCUGCAUCAUUGGGAGGCAGUUUAUGGAUCUGAAAAAAGGAGAUAGAUUUUGGUAUGAGAACGGUGGACCAACUAGUUUAACAGAAGAACAGGUAGAUGAGAUCAGAGCUCAGACAAGUCUGCCACGUAUUAUCGCGGACACCAGCCCCACCAUCAGCGCAAUGCAAGCAAAUAUCUUCAGUCGGAUUUCAACUCAGAACCUCAUCGGCGACUCAUCAAAUCUUCCCGUAAUGGAUCUACGUGUAUUCGCUCCCCGUGCGAUACUGAGGUCAUCCGGAUCGCGUGGCGGUGGCGCCACCUUCGGCGGUGUCGGCCGCAGCUUCCAUCCACGCUACGACAGCAACACGGAGUACUUCGCACGCAUCAACAACCUCGGACCGUUCCCGUCAUUUGGUCCUUUCGGUGGACCGGGACCCGAUCUCUUCGAACCGGAUCGUGCGUUUGUGGGAGUUAACAGACUGCGGCAGCGAUUCCAAGGAGGCUUUCAAAACGGAGCAGCAUUCAACCAACCGAACGCGUUUCGAGGUGGCCGCAAUCCGCAGGCGUUCUCCAACUUCCAAGGCAACCAGUUCAAUGGUAACGGAUUCGCAGUGAAUGGAUUUCAGAACGGGAACGGCUUUGCCGGCAACGGCCCCGCACAAUUUCGAGGCGGGUUCCAAAAUGGUUUUCGGCCCAUAAGCCAACGGCGGAGAGUAAAUGAAGUAAUCAACCGUGGAUUCGCCGGCAUCGAAAAUAGGGUGAUUUCCUCCAGGUUCGGCGGCUUCGGAGGAGCGUCCGGCUCGUCCUUCCCGCUCGGUGCCGUAGUGUACGGCAAUUAUACCCGCCCAGCCGUGCAGCAGGUCUCUUACGGCGCAUCGGUAAAGCCAUACAGAUCAAGGUCACGGCCGCCGUUAUCAUAUCAAACAUUCCCGCAGCCGCAGCGCCGCCUGUCCGUCCCACCGCCGAGGGUGAACCGGAGGCAGCCAGUGCAACCCUACGAUCAAAAUGGCCGCGUUAGUGCGCUGCGUCGGCAAGGGCAGAAUAUUCGGCAGCGAUACGCGACGAACCCCUAUCGUCGACACCGUCCGAGGGCGUACUCUGUUAAUAGAGUUCCGUAUUCCUCGCAAUCGUUUCAGUCGUACAACGGCUACUACUAACAAAGCGGCAGAAAGCACAUCUGUGUCACGGCCGCGCGCGCUCAGCGCAGAGACUAUGCUAACAGAUUCCCAGCGCUUUAUCGAUCUAUCCCGGAAUCCAUGACACCAUUAAUGUUAUUCCCACAAGGAUAAUCGCACCACGCAGUGGUGCGCAGGAUCGGAUAACUUGGAAAACGCGGAUAGAGUGUGAUCGAGAUCGGAAGAUGUCGGAUCGCGAUUUUAGAGGAUAAUAUGUGAUUAACGUUAAUCCGUCGCGUAAUUAUAAGCUCUUGGGCGCAGUUUCCUGGAGCUGUAACAUGUGAUUUGCAUAAUUACAUUGACACUUACUAAUCGACUUGUAUAGCGGUUGAAUAGUGAUGCGAAUUAGCAGCUACGAUAUAACGAUCGGAUUGAGUUUCCAAGUUUUUCACUGAAUCCUAAUCGGCUUCUUAAUUACCUAACCAGUGUAAAGACAAUUGUGUAAUACCGAUAUCACGUGAUUGCAAUUGCACACUGCUAGACAAUCAAAUCUAUUCGCGUUAUGCGAGUUUAUGCGUUUAUGCGUUAUGCGUGUUUUUUUAUGGGGGCUACGGCCAUUCCGUCUUUCUUGUAUAGGACGCUAAGUAUGCACCAUAUAUCUCAGAAGCCAUUCCACCCAUCUCUAACACCUAUCUCAUCCAUCUCCUAGUCCAUCCCAUCACUCUUAGACCACAUAGUCCACCACAUGAACCACAUCAUUUAAUGAAUCAGUUCAUCCAUCUCAUAUAGCGUCGCUUUGUCUAUCGCAUAGAACAGUCAGUCACAAGCACAAUUGUUAAACGCACACCUUCUUUUACGCCCGGCCUUACCAUUUCUUUACUUGAGUCAAAUUACUCACGUGUGCGCCGGGCUUAAAGCCCGAGCUUGAGCAAUAAGUAUAGCAUUGAGUAAUUUUAAGAUGGUUAAGCAUCAUUAUUACCAUCAAAUGACAAUCAUAUUAACGUCGUCAGGGUUCACUUAUAAGAGCCUAUAUAUUUCAAUGUCAUUCAUUUGUUGUUUGUGCCAGAGAAAAAAAAAACGAGAAAAAAUUUUGUUUACUGUCUAGUGAGCAGUUGCAGCCAUUCGUCUCGUUUAUUGCCCGUACAGUAGGUUUUCAUAUUUAUUUAUUUCCGAGCUUAUCGGUAUAGUUAAGUGCUGCCUUCUCAUUCUUGUUUUCACAACAUCGUUGUUAUCAAUGUGUUUAUGUUAAUAAUUAUUCACUGUUUAUUUUCACCGA
Messenger RNA from Priapulus caudatus, 2447 nucleotides. RefSeq lists its product as uncharacterized. Gene Ontology annotation, biological process: response to oxidative stress. NCBI's taxonomy places the organism in Eukaryota, Metazoa, Priapulida, Priapulimorpha, Priapulimorphida, Priapulidae. The record is from RefSeq and is a predicted model, not a curated record. The transcript is spliced from 4 exons. Gene Ontology annotation, molecular function: peroxidase activity; heme binding. The coding region runs from base 32 to 1213 and encodes 393 amino acids.